GAGGAAGAGAGGGAAAAAGAAAAAAAGAAAGAGUUGGGGUUGACGCAUGCAUCAUAUGGAGCAGACGUCAUCAAAUACAGCGUACGCACUUAUAUGCCGGACAUUCAAAAUAAAAAAUAAAAUUCAUGCUUUUUAGUAACCACAAAUUACUUCCCUCAGCACCUUACUCUUUUUUUCAAUUGAGGAUGGUAAAAAAAUCUUUAAAUUCUGCAGUUAUUCAAGAGCUUAAAAAGAAUCCAUCCUUAGACUACUUUAGCUUCGCAAAAGCUAAAAAUAGAAACAUGUCAAGGACCAAUUUAACGUAUUCAAUCAUACUCGAAAGAGUAAUCAAGAAUGGUACCCAAAAGCAAAAAAAGAUCGCAAAAAAGCAAAAAGAUUUAUUUAGCGAACGAAAAAAAGAGAAUUCUGACUUUGCGUCAGAAUACAAAAGGUAUUGGACUCAAUACACUGCUCAGGAUUUAAACCAAAAACUCAGUGAUAUUGCCUCAAAUGCCGCUUUAUCAUUAAGCGAAAUCACAUGGAGCUAUAUUGAAGACAAUACGAGAAGAACAUUUGGUCAAACAGUAGUCACAAACCCCUUACAAACAGCCUCAGACCUUUCACCAACAGACUCAAAUUACCCGUCAACGGCCUCAAGCUCCCCACCAAUAUCGUCUACAAACAACCCAGAUAACUUACAAAGUUUUCUGGAGUAUAGUGAAGAUCUUGAGAAUGAUUUGUUAAGUAUGUAUAUCAUAGAUUUAAGUGAUACUGUAACUGUAAAUGUGUUAGAGCAAACCCUUAACAAAGCCACCUAUGAUGAGAUUAAUAAUGAUUGUAUCCUCAAAGCUUAUCCCCUAACCAACGAAUGUAGGGAUCUUUUAGAAAGGAUAUCUAGUUGUCCACCCGCUCUUUCGCCAAUUAGAAAAUUGCUAAUGAAUUAUGUUGAGUUUUCCAAUAAUAGUAAAUUUGAUCCUUAUCUUCAUAAUGAUUAUGAAUUUAUUCAUGACAUCGUAUUUCAUUUCUUAAAAUUAUGCGAAAGCCCAAUGAACCCUAUCUCUCAAACUUUGAAAGAACGCACCGCUGCUACUUGGAUUUCGUUUCCAAUAAUUAAUUCGCUUUUUUUACAAUUCCAAGACAUAAUCGAAUUUAAAUGGAUUGAGGUUCUUCAUUUGGAUUUAGACAACAGCAAGAUUGAUGGAUUAGCAAUUGAAAGAAAAAGCAAGUCAAUGGUCAUUAUUAUAGAGUUUGCAGGAGGCUCUAACACACAUACAGAAACAAAAUUGGAGAGUGAUUGUAUUAAAAUUUACAAAAAUGCAAUUAAAAGUUUAAAAAACGAUGUUAAAAAAAAGCGUUUGUUUACAGUUCUUUAUUACAAUAAUACUAUUUUCUUUGAGAGCUUAACAAUCCAUAAUGAAUACUAUGUAAGAAAAAGACAUCUAGAAUUAUCUAUGCCUCAAAAUCCUAGAGGUCUUAAAUCGUUUGCUGCCCUCCUACCAACUGUGCUUUCUUGGCGCCAAGCUGUUAUUGAUUCAGUCGAGUGAAGUUUUUUACUUUUUUUAAUUUUUUCAUUGAUGAUAAUAAAGCUGAUAUUCUACUAUAAAAAUUGCUAUUCACUUUUAAUAAAAGCUGUAAUGUGUGUGCGUGUGUUUUUUUUUGAAAUUGACAACCAUAUUUGCCUAAGUGGACAUUAUGUUUUUUAAGUAAUGGACGAUAUGAUUUUUCAAAAGCGGCUAUUAUUUUUGCUCAAACUGACAACUACAUUUUAAUAAUUGCCAUUUGUUUUUGGCUCAACGACAUUUAUUUUUCAUAAAGUGACAAAAUUUACCAGACGCACUGUAUUCUAUUAUUUUAAGGGGUAAUUGAAACUAUAACAACAAAAUGAUACAAUGAAAUACAACAAAACCAAAAAAAAAA
Cokeromyces recurvatus is the source of this 1896-nucleotide messenger RNA. RefSeq lists its product as uncharacterized. Lineage: Eukaryota; Fungi; Mucoromycota; Mucoromycetes; Mucorales; Mucoraceae. The record is from RefSeq and is a predicted model, not a curated record. The transcript is spliced from 7 exons. The coding region runs from base 126 to 1523 and encodes 465 amino acids.